Molecule: messenger RNA, 1395 nt
Organism: Siniperca chuatsi (mandarin fish)
Lineage: Eukaryota; Metazoa; Chordata; Actinopteri; Centrarchiformes; Sinipercidae
Gene: sult2st2
Product: sulfotransferase family 2, cytosolic sulfotransferase 2
Exons: 6
Coding region: 84-947 (287 amino acids)
Biological process (GO): sulfation
Cellular component (GO): cytoplasm
Molecular function (GO): sulfotransferase activity
Source: RefSeq, a predicted model, not a curated record
CCGGAAGAGACGAGAGGAUUCAGGAAGAGAAGCAGUAGUAGUAAAGGUCCGACAGUUCGGUAGGAGGCAUAUGUUUCUGAACUAUGACUGAGGCAGAGCUGUACACGCUGUACAAGGGGGUCUAUCUGCCUGUCUGUCUGCACCCUCCGCAGAGCCUGAAAUACUACGAGGAGUUUACUUUUCGCCCAGAUGAUAUUGUCAUUGUAACGUAUCCCAAGUCAGGUACGACUUGGCUGCAGGAGAUUGUCCCUCUGAUCAUGAGUGGAGGAGAUCCAGCUUCUGUUGAGACUAUCCCUAACUGGGACCGUGUUCCCUGGCUGGAGGAGAACCGGGCCUCUGUCCUUAACCUUGAACAGAGGCCAUCUCCACGCAUGUUUUCUACACACUUCCAAUACAACAUGAUGCCACCAUCCUUCUUUGAACGAAAGCCAAAGGUCAUCUAUGUCAUGAGGAACCCCAAAGAUGUGUUUACAUCUUCUUUUCACUAUUAUGGGAUGGCAUCCUUCCUGGUAAACCCAGGCCCACAGAGCGAGUUCCUCCGCAAGUUCCUUCAUGGAAAAGUUAUGUUUGGCUCAUGGUUUGACCAUGUGAAGAGUUGGCUGAAUGCUGAAGAUAAAGAGCGCAUAAUGUACAUCUCCUAUGAAGAGAUGAUAAUGGACCUGAAGGACUCUGUGGCCAGAAUCGCUCAGUUCUUGGAGAAAUCUCUGGACAAUGAGGUGAUAGAGAAGAUAGCAGACCGAUGUUUGUUCAAGAACAUGAAGCAGAACAACAUGUCGAACUACUCUGCAGUUCCUUGUGAAUUCAUGGACCAGACAAAGUCAGAAUUUCUCAGGAAAGGAAUUGCCGGAGACUGGAAAAACCAACUAACAGUGGCAGAAGCAGAGUACUUUGAUGCAGUUUACAAAGACAAAAUGAAAGAUGUCAAAUAUAAAUUUGUAUGGGAUUAAACUAAACUCAGUGCAAAUACUUUCAUGAAAGUUAUUCCGUGAUGCGCGUUAUGGCCAUACUGAGAUUAGUAUCAGUAACCAAUAGAUUUACCAGAAGUCAUGUAUCACAUUCAUGAGUACCGAAUUUCCAUACUAAUGCAUAUUAAUAGCUAAAACACUGUUAACGCAUAAUAUUUUGACCACUAUGUCCUUUUAGCUCUUCCUGAAAUCUACAACAGUGCCAAAAGUGGCAUUUUUUGUUAUAUCACAAAUGCAUUAAUCUAGCUGAUUUCUCUUUUUUUAAUCAUCUGCCCUUCCUAACAACCUACAGAGACCUGUACAUGUUUUUUUUUUGCAGUCCAAUCAGUGGAAAAUGCUGUCAGUUAUUUUUACAUAAAUAAGGUGAGUGUGUCACACCGUGUAACAUGUAUUAUGCACAUAACAUAAAUAUACUGAUUUGUUAAUUUGG